Anastrepha obliqua is the source of this 8749-nucleotide messenger RNA. RefSeq names its product mucin-5AC. Gene Ontology annotation, biological process: protein dephosphorylation. Gene Ontology annotation, molecular function: protein tyrosine phosphatase activity. The record is from RefSeq and is a predicted model, not a curated record. The coding region runs from base 487 to 5949 and encodes 1820 amino acids. NCBI's taxonomy places the organism in Eukaryota, Metazoa, Arthropoda, Insecta, Diptera, Tephritidae. The transcript is spliced from 4 exons.
GUAAAGGCCAAAACGAUUUCAAGUAUUUAAAGAAACAAAUUAUAAACUAAUUGGGAAAACAACGACAAUACCAAACCUCAGUUGCGCAUGCGCAAACAGAAGCUAACGCCGCACCACAUACAUACACACACACAUCCAUAAAUACUUAUGAGCACCCAAAAUGGGAACAUGGAAUGUCAGCGCGCAAUUACGAAAAACCUAAAAUAAAUUACAAUAACAGCGGUAAAAACCAAAUCAGCAUAAAGGGUGAUCAACAACAACAAUCACAAGGCAACUUUUCGAGGCAUACGCCAAAGUAUAAUAUGAAGUACGGUUGGAAGAGACAGAAAAGGAAAACAUAAUUUUGGAAGCAUUAACUAAGAGUGGAUUUUAAUUAAUUCACUUCAACUUCUAUACAAACCGAAAAGAGGCGUAAAGAAAUUAUACGAAUUUCCGCUAUUAGCACGCCAGCCCAAUCAUUAUUUGCAAAAUCGAACAACAACAAAAAUGCCAAAAAUCUCGAUAAUCGCACUAUUUCACCUGCUCAUUUUUGCAUUGAUUGCACAAACUUUGAGCGGCGUUCUGCCACCCGCAGCAGUAUGGCGGCGUCUGAGUCGCCGGGAAAUUGGUGGCCCCACGGAGAAUUUGAAGGCCGCUGCUGCCAAUGACGGUGACACUGCGGCAAUGAUAGCAGCGACAACAAGCGAUCAGAGCUCUGGCCUUAGCGACGAUCAAAUCAGUUCGAAACUCAAGUCAAUAGAAGACAUCAGCGCCAAUGCCAGCACAACCGACGCGGAUAGUGAAAGUGAAAUCACACAUGCGGUGAAAAGCACCAAGUUGCUGCCUGCGUUAGGUAAUAAUCUCACCAGCCCAGGUGAACACAAGUCAAGCGAAAAGUUGAUGCUGAAUCGCGUGGAAAGUCAUGAAGCAGAGGGCGAAGAUGGUAACGAUACUAAAAAAGUAAUGGAAGAAACUGAGGAAAAUGAGGAGGUGGAAAAGAAGGAUGACAUCUCUACAGCACACCACGAUUCGAGUGAGUUUACGGAUAAGCAAUUGAGAAAGUAUAGUGAAGAACAAGAUGAAGCGAACACCACACGUUUGGGUUUGGAUGGCGUCUUUAGCAAAGAAGUUAAAGCGCUGGAAAAGUCGCUAACCCCAGAGACCUUAAACAAGCAUAUCAACAAUGGGUUGGACGAAACUGCGCUUGGACAACUUGACGGAAAGUCCAAAUCUGCGCAUGUAAAAGAUGACCAGCCAACAACAACCGAAGUCAUCUUGAAAGAUGUUGAAAAUGUAGCACUAAAAGUGUUGUUGCCAACAACGCCUCCAACGCUGGUAAAAGCUGGUCAUGCUGAGGAUGCUAAAAGCGACUUGGAAGAACGUAAAUCGGAGAUCAUGCACAGCACAGAGAGCUUAGAUGAAGCUAACCAAUCGAUGGGCCGCUCAAUGGACGCUGUGCAGAGCAGCGAAAAUAAGUUAGAAGCGACGUUUGGGGAGAAGCCGAACGCAGAGGAAGUUCUACUCAAAGACACAGUCACAACAACAAUGCCAAAAACAAUAUUAGUGACAAGAACUAAUACAGAAGCAGUUGCGAGCGAGUCUAAAGAGCGAGAGGAGGCACAUAAAGAUACUGAAGGAACAACGAAGAUGCAGCUGCCAACAACUGACGCUACAAAAGCAAUAGCAGAUGAGCAUCAGCUUAACCAAAACAAAACAGAUGUCUUUGAGCAGCAGCGGGAAAACGAACAAAUAGAAGCAACUGAAUUACCACAAAAAUCACAGUCAAAAACAACUGCCGUUAUUGACGCAGAAACAACGAAAGCUCAGCAGAUUCCCUCCAUAAGCAGCACCUCGUCCGUCGAGAAACGUGCCAAAUUCAUUCUCGAUAAUUCAACCAAUUCACAGAAUAUGCAUUUACCUGACGGACCGGAGGUUUGGUCCCUGGCAGGCAUGCGAACGGUGCCGAAAGUGCUGCAUAACAAUCGUGCGUCUACGUUGGUUGCCAAUGACAGCAGCGACGCAAAUUUACGCUGGCAGACAAAUGAAAUUCUAACCACCGAACGUACGCCGAAUGUGAGCAGCUACAGCGAGAAAAAUUUGUUAGAUUGGACGAAGGUAGUGGGGAUGCACGGUGAGCUGGAACCUGAAGGAACUAUUGAAAAAAAUCAAAUAACGGAGGGAGCAGUGGAGCACGAAGGAAUUGAUGACGUUAAAGAAACUAAGACAGAAUUACCCUUGCAGAUGGUUGAUAAGUUGGAAAAUGAAGAACCUUCUAAGGUCACUGACGUCGAAAACAAUGAACAGUUGACUCAUCUCACUACUGAAGGCACUAAAAUGCUCAAUGUUACCGAAAAGUCCCAAGUGAUGAAUGAGUUCGAUAAAAUUCAAAUCGGAACGCCAACCGAAAUGCCCACAUUUGUAACCACCGGGCUAAUCACAACGCCAACUACUGCGCCGACCACCACACAAGCACCAUUAACAGGUGACUCUGCCUUAUCAGUUGAUAAGAGCGAUAAACACGCAGAUUCUAUAAGCACCGGUUCGACAGCUGGCAUUGGAGAGUCGCUGAAUAAGUCGUCGUUUGCGACCACCACUGAAUCAUCAAAUCUACAACAAAGCGCUGAGAAAACAGGUGUAGAAAAUUUCAGCUCUGCUGAGAGCAGCAACACGCAACGCCAGCCAAGCGAUGAUUUCAAUUUCAUUGUUACGUCAACGACGCCACUGGCUGCGUUCGAGGUGGCUAGCGCAACAACAGCAAUGCCAAUAACUAACGAAGCUACGUCGACUACCACAACUGCAGCGCCAAUGCUAACGGCGCUCCCAGUUGAGCAUUCAACCUCGACGCUGCCAUCCCUCAAUGGCACAGAAGCAACACAGCGUUGGGAUAAUAUAACAGCGCGGGAGGCGCAAACCGAGACGACAAAAGCUAUACUUCCGAAUAACGUUGACGCAGCCGUCAACAGCACGAAAGUCGAUAUCAGCAGCAGCACUGGCGGCGUGCACGAUGUUACACUUGAGCUGCACUCGAAACGAGAACCCGAAACUGUAACCGAGACUGAGACUGAGCAGCAAACCACAUUGCUAACAGUUAGUGAGCUACCGACUAGCGAAGCGCACAGACUAACAAGUGCAGGCGAGCGAAUAUCAAACGUGAACGCGAACGUGAGUACGAGUGUGGAAAGGGGUGCGGACAUUUCGACGCAGAACGAAACGCCAAACGUUGCCACGGAAACUACCACUGAAAGUAGUCAAAUUGCAACAACGACCGCCACUAUUAUUCUUACAAACACUACGGUACUGUCAACCGAUUUGGUGGCAACAAAUAUCAGUGCGAAAACAAGUGAAGUGCCCGGAGUGACAGCAACAACAACGGAAGUUGGCCAAAUUGGUAAUGAAGUGGAAUUAGAAGUGCGCACCGUAAACAAUACUGACGCAACUGAGGGAACGACUGACGCAGCGACUGCGACGUUAAAUAGCGAUACAGGUUCAAGUACAAAUAAAGUGCUGGAAGAGGCGGUGACGGAAGGGGAUGAGGCAAGCAUAACAGCGAAAAGUGUGUCGUCCAUAAAUGAGUUAUUAAUGCCAGUGAAUGACACAACAACAACAACAACAACAACAACAACCACAAGUACAACAGCAGUGCCAAUUACGACGCCACCAACGCAAGAAGCAGUCGAACCAGUUUUGUACACGGCAACAACCCUUAAAGGCGACGAAAGCACAAACGAAGAAACGACAACCAAAAUAAUCCCAUUGGCAAUAACAACAGUGCAGCCAACUGGGUCAGUGCUCGAUAAAAGCACUACCACGACUACACAAACACCUGUCGAUUUUCGAAAUCACACAGCUGCGGCGGAGGGUUCACAUGACACAGAAAGUUCAAUCGAAACGAAUGUCAUCGAUCAGCCGGACAAGACGACAAUGAAAAUAAGCGAAUCUACCGCCACCAAACCGACCACCAGCACGACAACUGCCAUAACACCAACAACAAUAAUUGAAUUGGGAGUUGAAAAUCAGAAUCCUGGAGGAAAAAGUGAAACGGUAUCGACGCAGAAUGUGCCGGUGUUCGGUGUGAGUAAUGAAUCGACGUUGCCGAGUGUGCAGGACGCAGACAUGACAACAUCAACAACUACCGCUACAACCACUCCUAUGGCUACCCUACUAUUGAGCCCGAACAGUACUUCAGUGUCGCUGACGCCUGCAGUGAAUAACUCAAGCAGCGGCAUGACAACCACUCAAGCACCGCUCAUCAAUUUGCUUGAUGAUUCGACGACACCAGCUACAACGACUCCCAGCUCGACACCUAAUCAGUCGCCAGCAACUACCUCUAGUAUUGGCGUAAAGCCACAGGAAGUUUACACAGUAUUCUCUACCACCGAAGACACACCCACCACAAGUACCAGCACUGCUGUCGUAGCUCCCCUUGUGCCAAUUUUAAACACUACCACCAGCACCGUUAACGCGCCUGUGGAUUCUUCAACAACCGCUUACAUUCCCAUAGUAGUUAAUACCAUUGCAGUGACGACAACAAUGCUUCCGCCCACACUGCAUGCCAGCAUUGGUGGUGGAGCUAGCAGCGUCAGCUCGCCCACUCACCUAAACCGCGGUGACUCCAACGAAACGGAUGUGAAUGUCAUCAUCGCCAUUACGGUGAGCAUUAUUGGUGUGGUGGCGCUCAUACUGCUCGUCGCUUUCCUCUACUUAAUGCGUAAACGUCAGAAGCAGAUGUCCUACGGUCAACGUUGUCGUCCGGUGAGUUUGGAUGCCUACAGUCUGGACAAUGUCUCUGUUUUGGGUAGUGUGCGACGGAAGGGUGCUCUACGCGCCUCCAAACGCUCUUACGGUAAUAUUGCUUUCGAUGAUCCUUCGCUGCGCCAUAAUACGCUGAGUGCCAGUGAGUUGGCCAAGUUUGUGGAGCGUCGUUCGAGUAUUUUUGAAGAAUUCAGAGAUGUGCCGCAAAUUAUUGCCCGCGCUGAUGAAGUACCACCAGGCUGUGAAGACAAGAAUCGAUAUGCCAAUGUAAUACCGCUUCCCGAGACGCGUGUGGUACUGCAGCAGCUUGGAGAUGAUGAUAAAACGGAAUACAUAAAUGCCAAUUAUGUCAGGGGCCCUAAGGACUCGCCGAAUUACUACAUUGCCACUCAGGCGCCACUCGAGACAACAGUCAUCGACUUCUGGCGCAUGAUUUGGGAACAACAAUCACGCGUGAUCAUACAAGCAACCGAUCUCUAUGAGAACGGCAUUGAAAAGUGCGCUGAAUAUCUGCCACCAUCGGUAACUUUGGACAACCACACGACCUUCGGUGACUUCCAAAUAACACUCAAGCAUCGCGAAGUUAAAGAUAAAUAUGCCAUUUCGACGCUGAUGCUAAAGAACACAGCUGAAAAUAUGAGUCGUGAACUCACGCACUACUGGUACAAAUGGCCUGAGACGGGCGUGCCCAACGAAGAGGCACCCAUCAUUGCGAUGCUGUUAGAGGCGCGCUCAUCACUCAAAGGUUACGUGAACGAGGCGCGGGAAAAGAAUUCAAAUGCUACACUAAAAUCAGAUGCUGACGGCGAAGUGACCGCAAAUGGUAAUGGCGUCACGGUUAUAUCAAUGGAGAAUGGCGGACAGAAGAUAGAGAUGGGACGCGUAAAUGGUACAGCUAAGGAUGAUGGCGGAAAUGUGGAAAUAAAUGGCAACAUUUCAGCGGCGGAUAAAAUGAAAGGGACCACAACGUUAAGGAAUCAGGGUCCCUUAACGAUUCACUGCUCCCCAGGUACUGGACGCACCGGCACCAUCAUUGCAUGUGACAUGGCCAUACGAAGUCUAGAGACGCCGAAGCGUUCCGUUGACAUUCCACAAACUGUUUACUAUGUGCGGCGGGGUCGGGCGAGCGCCGUCCAAACAAAGGAACAAUACGAAUUUAUUUACAAAGUGGCGCAUAUGUACGCGACGAAGAUCACAAACCUAUCAAAUGAUAACUGAGACAGUGUGUGUGCAUAUAAUUACUCCUAAGCCAACUAAUCUAAGUAGAUCAGAGUGUAAUGAUACAAUACCUAUAAGGUGUGCCAGCAAGCAAUGUUAAUUUUUUAGUAGGCAAACUUGGCAGUUAUAUAAUUUUUUUAUUCUUAUUUUUUUCUGCUUCACUCUACAAAAGUAUUUAACACACAUUGUGAAUAUAUUUUUUAUUUAUUGUAUUAAAAAUAUAUAAAAAGAUUUAAGCAUUUGAGCAAAACAUAUUAACAAAAUAUGUUAAGCAUAAUACAAAGUUCACGUCUCACUUGAAAUGGCUGUCGUCAGCCAUACAAAUUGCUUUGCCAUGAAAUAUGCGUGAAGCUCGUAUGUGUAUCGCAGCAAAGCAGUACUCAGUACAUGCCGUGCAAACCGCGCGCAACAUACCAGCAACAUGAUGCCAGCAACAUUGAUUCGCACCUAUUUAAAAUGCACGUUUCAAGUUUAAAAUUGAGCGAAAACUGGCAGUUUGAAUAUUGAGUUCGAAUACUCCGUAGAUAUGGCAUUUUUAAGCGAAAUGCCUAAGUAAAUCUUCUUUAGAUUUUUUUGUAUCAAUAUAUAAUACAUAUCGAUGGUUUUCGAGAAAAGCGACACAACUCAAAAUUAACUAAUUCGGAGUUUUGCCGUUAAAAGCAAAAAUCAACUACAGAGUUUAUAUUUUUUUAUCUGGAAAAGCGUCAUAAGCGAAUCUGGAAGCAAUUCUGAGAGAUGGCGUUAGUGUCGAUUUGUCAAGUGAUCGAAUUGGCGCGUCAAUUAUCUAGAAAACUGACCCACCUCAGUAUUUUGUAUUUUUGAAUUAUGCUACUUUUCUCGAAAACCAUCGAUAUAUGUACGUGUAUUAAUUUAAUUUAAAAGCAAUUUGCUUAACAAAAUUUGCCAAUUGCUCCUAUGGCAACAACUUUUUUCUAAAAUAUUGAUAAUUUGCAUGGUUUCUUUUGCAAAUCGAAUUUUAUUUACUUCUUAUUUGCCUGCUGUUGCUUGUAAACAGUUUGUAGACAUCAAGUAAUCAGAUGAGCAGCACUGAGUUUCCAGCCGUCAGAGAAAAAAGAAAUGAAUCUAAUUCUUUUGCCACCAACGGCAAGAAAUCCGUUCCCGCCUCAAUUCUAUGCAAUUUCAUGCUAAAUACUAAAUGUCAACCCGUUACCCGCUAUCCGCUGCAAUCAUGCUUAAGGGGAAAUACACAAGCCAUUUAAAUUUGAGGGGAAACGACACUUCGUUUGCGAGAGAAGAUACGGCAUUUUUAAGCGAAGUGUCUUCGCAUUUUUUCUUCUUUACAUUUUUUGUACCCAUAUAUACAUAAGUACAUGUGUAUUGAUUUGUUUAAAAGCAAUUUUCUUAACAAAAUUUGCCAAUUGCUUCUGUGUCAAAACUCAUAAAUUUGUCGGUUCUCUCAAAUGAGAGUCAAUGUUGCUAGCAACAUUUCACCGCAUGUCAAAUGCAUGUUGCUAGCGAAAUUUCACGGCUGGGCAAAAAAAUAAUAUAAAAUAAAUAAACGCCCAAAACUGUAUGUAUAUAUUUUUUGAACAUACAUAUGUACACACAUAUAUUGAAAAACUGUACAAUUCUGCAUUUAGUGCUGAAAUGGAUUAAAAACAAAAUUUAAAAUCAAAUUGGCUGGCGCACUUUAUAUUAUUACAUUAUGAUAUACUUACAUAGCAAGUAGAUCACCCGACAUGACGAGCAAAAAAAGUAGUUUUCGAUUUGUGACGUCAGUUUUUCGCAGCAAAAAGUAAAUAAAUAAUCUAAAUCAGAGAACAUAAUGAGAUACAUAGAAGUCAGAGAUUUGUUUUUGAUAAUUUGUGUAGUUAUUUACAUUUCAGUUUAUUUUAAUUGUUAAAUUUCCAAACAAAUCACCAUCAAAGCGCAAGAAAAUCACCAUCAAAUAUGUAAACAAAUGUACAGGGUGGGCCAAAUAAGACCUACUAAUGUAUGCCAAAUAAGACCUAGCAGUAUGCGCAGUUACUCCAUCUUGUUGAAACCACAAAUUAGGAUACUGCUCAGCCAUUGGCCGCAAAAAGCUUCCAAUCAAUGUUCUGUAAGAAGCUCCUGAAAUCAAUUCCGGCGUUUCAUCCUCAUUUUCGAAGGAUAUGGACCGAUAACUCUAGUGACCAUAACACCGCACCAAACAGUACAUUUAGAUGGGUGCAACUGAUGUUGGUGUGUUGCCCUUGGAUUUUCAGAGCCCCACAAUCUACAGUUUUGUUUGUUGACAUAACCAUUUAAAUGGAAAUGCGCUUCAUCCGACAUCAAAACAUUAUUUAAAAAAUCAAUUUGUGUAGCUAAUUGUGUAAAACGAAAGCAUAUUGUAGUCGUUGUUGGUGGUUCCAUAAUAAAUUUCCAACAAUUCAAUUAUAACCUACAAAAAGAGAAAAAUAAAUAUUUCAAAAAAUAAAAAAGUUAUUUGUGCUUAACAUUAGUUGGUCUUAUUUAGCCCACCCUGUAGUUACAAAUCUGACGUCACCAUACUUUUUGCUCCAACGCAAUGAGGAAUGUCCGAUCUAUUCUAUAUUCUCGUAGUUGGUUUAUAGUAUUUACCUACAUUUGUAUACGAAUACUUGUAAAAUAUUGUAAUACAGGCGUACAUAAAUAGACACAUAGGUAUGUACAUAGAUAUGUGCGCAAAUCAGUGUAAAAAGUAAGUGCAUAUAUGUGUGUAUAUGUGUCUGUGUACUGUGAGUUCGCGUGAGAACUCCCAAUAGUCAAAGAAAUCUUAAGAGAUAACACAUGUGUCCGACUGUACUGUGUACUCUUCGUGUAAAUUCGUAUAUGCGCA